AGCCGCCCCGCCCCGCCCCGCCCCUUUCCCGACGGGACGCUCGGAGCGGCGCCGAAGUGAGAAGGGCGGUGGGGGGAGUUGCACCCCAUGGGUUUACAUGAUAAAUGAGCUUCUUGACACAGAUGAGAAUUACAGAAUGAUGGCUUCAUUCCAGCGCUCCAAUAGUCAUGAUAAAGUAAGGAGAAUAGUUGCAGAGGAGGGCCGUACAGCAAGAAACCUAAUAGCUUGGAGUGUUCCACUAGAAAGCAAAGAUGAUGAUGGAAAACCUAAAUGUCAAACUGGAGGAAAACCGAAGAGAACAAUUCAGGGCACUCACAAAACUACUAAGCAGAACACUGCAGUAGACUGUAAAAUAACAUCAUCUACAACUGGAGACAAACAUUUUGAUAAAAGUCCCACUAAAAUAAGACACCCUCGGAAAAUUGAUCUAAGAGCUCGAUAUUGGGCAUUUCUUUUUGACAAUCUUCGCCGGGCAGUAGAUGAAAUCUAUGUAACUUGUGAAUCAGAUCAGAGUGUGGUGGAAUGUAAGGAGGUGCUAAUGAUGCUGGAUAACUAUGUGAGAGAUUUCAAAGCAUUGAUUGACUGGAUUCAACUUCAGGAAAAACUAGAGAAGACGGAUGCUCAAAGCAGACCAACUUCAUUGGCAUGGGAAGUAAAGAAGAUGUCUCCAGGACGUCAUGUGAUUCCAAGUCCGUCUACAGAUAGAAUAAGUGUCACAUCAAAUGCUAGAAGAAGCUUAAAUUUUGGGGGUUCACCUGGUACUGUGGCUGCCCCUCGUCUGGCUCCCACUGGUGUCAGUUGGGCUGACAAAGUAAAGGCUCAUCAUACAAGCUCUUCUGCUUCUUCUGACAUUGCAGCUGCCCAGUCUUGCCCACCGAUGACAAUGCAGAAAACCUCUCGCAAAAAUGAACGGAAAGAUGCUGAAGGAUGGGAGACUGUUCAGAGAGGAAGGCCUGUUCGUUCACGAUCAACAGCAGUAAUGCCUAAAUUUUCAUUAGCAACAGAAGCAUUACGGUCAAAGGAUGACAGUGAUAAGGAAAAUGUACAUCUUUUACUUGAUGAAAAUAUACAGAAAGGUGAAUUUGUUGGAGAUGGACCUUCCAGUAUUGUAGAAUCUUGGCCCAUGGACUCAUUACACUCUUGUGAGCAUCCUCUUGCUGAAAGAACCCAGUUCACAGUGAGUACAUUGGAUGAUGUCAGGAACUCUGGCAGUGGUGUCUUACAAGACAGUUCCAUGUGGACUUCUGAAAUACCUACUGUUCACAUUGAUACAGACUGUGUUUCAAUUACUCAGCAAGCUGAUGCACCUCUUUUGCAAACAAAUGAAGACAAAUUUCCAGAAGAGAAAGCAAGGAUAGAAAGUGAAAUGGACCCUUCAGAUAUUUCAAAUGUGAGUGCUGCUAUCUUGUCCAUGGCAGAAGUUCUUGCUAAAAAAGAAGAGUUAGCAGAUCGUCUAGAAAAGGCCAAUGAAGAAGCCAUUGCUAGUGCUAUUGCUGAAGAAGAACAGUUAACCAGAGAAAUUGAAGCUGAAGAAAACAAUGAUAUUAACAUUGAAACUGACAAUGAUAGUGAUUUUUCGGCAAGCAUGGGCAGUGGGAGUAUAUCUUUCUGUGGUAUGUCUAUGGACUGGAAUGAUGUCCUGGCAGAUUAUGAAGCUCGUGAAUCUUGGCGCCAGAAUACAUCCUGGGGGGAUAUUGUAGAGGAGGAACCUGCUAGACCUCCAGGGCAUGGAAUUCACAUGCAUGAAAAACUUUCCUCACCAUCUCGCAAAAGAACAAUUGCAGAAUCUAAGAAGAAACAUGAAGAAAAACAAAUGAAAGCACAGCAACUAAGGGAAAAGUUACGUGAAGAGAAAACAUUAAAGCUUCAGAAAUUGUUAGAAAGGGAGAAGGAUGUCCGGAAGUGGAAGGAAGAAUUACUAGAUCAGCGACGUAGGAUGAUGGAAGAGAAAUUACUUCAUGCUGAGUUUAAACGAGAGGUGCAAUUACAAGCAAUUGUGAAAAAAGCACAGGAAGAAGAAGCUAAGGUAAAUGAAAUUGCUUUUAUAAAUACCCUUGAAGCCCAGAAUAAGCGCCAUGAUGUUCUGUCAAAAUUAAAGGAAUAUGAGCAGAGGCUUAAUGAGUUACAGGAAGAGCGUCAACGAAGACAGGAGGAAAAGCAAGCCCGUGAUGAAGCUGUGCAGGAACGCAAGAGAGCUCUCGAGGCAGAACGACAGGCCCGUGUAGAAGAAUUAUUGAUGAAGAGGAAAGAACAGGAAGCCCGAAUUGAACAGCAGAGACAAGAGAAAGAAAAAGCCCGUGAGGAUGCAGCACGAGAAAGAGCUAGAGAUAGGGAAGAACGAUUGGCAGCACUCACAGCAGCUCAACAAGAAGCUAUGGAAGAGCUACAGAAAAAAAUUCAGCUCAAGCAUGAUGAAAGCAUUCGAAGGCACAUGGAACAGAUUGAACAAAGGAAAGAAAAAGCUGCUGAGUUAAGCAGUGGACGGCAUGCAAAUACCGAUUAUGCCCCCAAACUUACCCCUUAUGAAAGGAAGAAGCAGUGUUCUCUUUGCAAUGUCCUGAUCUCUUCAGAGGUAUAUCUUUUUAGCCACAUUAAAGGGAAAAAACACCAGCAAGCCGUGAGAGAGAAUAGCAGCAUUCAAGGACGUGAACUUUCAGAUGAAGAAGUGGAGCAUCUGUCCUUGAAGAAGUAUAUUAUUGACAUUGUAGUUGAAAGUUCAGCUCCACCAGAGGUUUUGAAAGAUGGAGAAGAACGGCAAAAAAAUAAAAAAAAAGCCAAGAAGAUAAAAGCACGGAUGAACUCCAGGGCCAAGGAAUAUGAGAGUUUAAUGGAAUCAAAAAACUCUGUCUCUGACUCACCUUAUAAAGCAAAGCUUCAGCGAUUAGCCAAAGAUCUUCUAAAACAACUACAGAUACAGGACAGUGGCUCGUGGGCAAACAAUAAGGUUUCUGCUUUGGAUCGGACCCUAGGCGAGAUUGCUAGAAUAUUGGAAAAAGAGAAUGUAGCAGAUCAGAUUGCAUUUCAAGUUGCUGGUGGAUUAACAGCCCUUGAACACAUCCUUCAAGUAGUAGUCCCAACCACAAAUGUGAACACAGUUUCACGAAUUCCUCCUAAGUCUCUCUGCAAUGCAAUCAAUGUUUACAACCUCACCUGCAAUAACUGCUCAGAAAACUGUACCGAUGUUCUGUUUAGUAACAAGAUUACCUUCUUAAUGGACCUCCUGAUACAGCAGUUGACGGCUUAUGUUCCAGAUGAAAAUAAUGCUAUUUUGGGAAGAAAUACAAACAAGCAAGUAUUUGAAAGCUUGAUAACUGGACUUCUCAAAGUCAGUGCUAUGGUUUUUGGCUGCCUAAUUGCCAAUCGACCAGAUGGAACCAGCCGGCCAGCUACACCAAAAAUAUCUGCACAGGAAAUGAAAAACAAACCUCCACAAGGUGGUGAUACUUUUAACAGUCGAGUUCAGGACCUCAUCAGCUACGUGGUAAACAUAGGUCUGAUCGACAAGCUGUGUAGCUGCUUCCUCUCAGUGCAAGGCCCAGUGGACGAGAAUCCCAAGAUGGCCACAUUUCUGCAGCAUGCCGCAGGACUCUUACAUGGAAUGUGCAUGCUGUGCUUUGCUGUCACUGGAAGGUCAUACAUGAUAUUUGACAAUAAUCGCCAGGAUCCCACAGGGCUUACAGCUGCUCUUCAGGCCACAGACCUCGCUGGAGUUCUGCACAUGCUCUACUGUGUCCUCUUCCACGGCACCAUCUCAGACCCCAGCACUGCCAGUCCCAAAGACAGUUACACCCAGAACACGGUUCAAGUGGCCAUUCAGAGUUUACGUUUCUUCAACAGCUUUGCAGCUCUUGAUCUGCCUGCUUUUCAGUCUAUUGUAGGGGCAGAGGGCUUGUCCCUUGCAUUCCGGCACAUUGCCAGCUCCCUGCUGGGCCACUGCAGCCAAGUCUCCUGUGAAAGCCUCCUUCAUGAAGUCAUCAUCUGCGUGGGCUACUUCACUGUCAGCCACCCAGAUAAUCAGGUAAUCGUACAGUCCGGCCGCCACCCCACGGUGCUGCAGAAGCUCUGCCAGUUGCCCUUCCAGUAUUUCAGUGACCCACGGCUGAUCAAAGUGCUGUUCCCUUCACUUAUCGCUGCUUGUUACAACAACCAUCAGAACAAAAUCAUUCUGGAGCAAGAGAUGAGCUGUGUUUUACUGGCCACGUUUAUUCAGGAUUUUGCACAGACUCCAGGUCAGGCAGAUAACCAGUCUUGUCCACCCAAAGGAAAAUGUCUCAGUUCCCAAGACUAUCUCGAGUUGGCUAACAGAUUUCCUCAGCAGGCCUGGGAAGAAGCUCGACAGUUUUUCUUGAAAAAAGAAAAAAAAUAAAUGUUUUGGUUGGUUCUA
Molecule: messenger RNA, 4384 nt
Organism: Choloepus didactylus (southern two-toed sloth)
Lineage: Eukaryota; Metazoa; Chordata; Mammalia; Pilosa; Megalonychidae
Gene: SCAPER
Product: S-phase cyclin A associated protein in the ER
Exons: 32
Coding region: 98-4366 (1422 amino acids)
Molecular function (GO): nucleic acid binding; zinc ion binding
Source: RefSeq, a predicted model, not a curated record